Molecule: messenger RNA, 405 nt
Organism: Nomascus leucogenys (northern white-cheeked gibbon)
Lineage: Eukaryota; Metazoa; Chordata; Mammalia; Primates; Hylobatidae
Product: 40S ribosomal protein S27-like
Exons: 1
Coding region: 103-351 (82 amino acids)
Biological process (GO): translation; ribosomal small subunit assembly
Cellular component (GO): ribosome; cytosolic small ribosomal subunit
Molecular function (GO): structural constituent of ribosome; RNA binding
Source: RefSeq, a predicted model, not a curated record
UGUUUGUGUCUUAGUUGUUAACAAAAGUUUAAAAAGUUUAAAAAAGAAAGGUGAUAAAAAAGCUUUAUAGGUCCGGCGGUGACGACCUACCCACACGAGAACAUGCCUCUCGCAAAGGAUCUCCAUCCCUCUCCAGAAGAGGAGAGGAAACACAAGAAGAAACACCUGGUGCAGAGCCCCAAUUCCUACUUCAUGGAUAUGAAAUGCCCAGGAUGCUAUAAAAUCACCACGGUCUUUAGCCAUGCACAAACGGUAGUUUUGUGUGUUGGCUGCUCCACUGUCCUCUGCCAGCCUACAGGAGGAAGGGCAAGGCUUACAGAAGGAUGUUCCUUCAGGACGAAGCAGCACUGAAAGCACUCUGAAUCAAGAUGAGUGGGAAACCAUCUCAAUAAACGCAUUUUGGAU